AUGUCGCCGCAUCCUACCCUCAAGGCGACUUUCGCCAGUCGAGCUGAAACAGCUACCCAUCCUCUCAGUCGACAUCUCUACAAGCUCAUGGACCUCAAGGCCUCGAAUCUUUGCCUCAGCGCCGAUGUCGCAACCGCUCGCGAACUGCUCUACUUCGCCGACAAGAUUGGUCCCUCCAUCGUCGUUCUCAAGACGCAUUAUGACAUGGUUGCCGGCUGGGACUUUGACCCUAGGACAGGUACUGGUGCCAAGCUCGCCUCACUAGCGCGCAAGCAUGGUUUCCUCAUCUUUGAGGAUCGCAAGUUUGGCGACAUUGGCAAUACGGUCGAGUUGCAGUAUACUAGCGGUGCCGCGCGCAUCAUCGAGUGGGCACACAUUACCAAUGUAAAUAUGGUUCCAGGCAAGGCAUCGGUUGCAUCUCUGGCCCACGCUGCCAACCGAUGGCUUGAGCGAUACCACUACGAGGUCAAGACAUCUAUCAGUAUUGGAACCCCCACCGCCAGUCAACUGGACGAGGAUAGCGAGCGUUCAGACAACGAGAACCAGAAGGACACGCCGGAACCUGCUCGCGCUGACAGCGGCCGAAAAGGUAGCAUUGUUUCCACCACCACCGUCACCCAACAGUACGAGUCAGCCGAUUCACCGCGCCUCGUCAAGACGAUUCCUGAGGGCGAUGAGACGGUAUUCCCCGGCAUCGACGAAGCGCCGAUCGAGAGAGGCCUGCUUAUUCUGGCACAGAUGUCGAGUCAGGGCAACUUCAUGAACAAGGAAUAUACACAAGCAUGUGUAGAGGCCGCACGGGAACACAAGAGCUUCGUCAUGGGCUUUGUCUCACAGGAGUGCCUCAACACAGAACCCGAGGAUGACUUCAUCCACAUGACCCCCGGCUGCCAAUUGCCCCCUGAGGGCGCGGAUGAGAAUGAAGCCAUCAAGGGUGAUGGCAAGGGUCAACAGUACAACACGCCACAGAAGAUCAUUGGUAUCGCCGGUGCGGACAUUGCCAUUGUUGGACGCGGUAUCAUCAAGGCAAGCGAUCCCGAGGAGGAAGCUGAGCGAUAUCGGUCCGCGGCAUGGAAGGCUUACACGGAGCGGGUUCGUUAA
This is a messenger RNA of Fusarium mangiferae, 1101 nucleotides long. Its product is annotated as putative orotidine-5`-phosphate decarboxylase Pyr-4. The transcript has a single exon. The record is from RefSeq and is a predicted model, not a curated record. Bases 1 to 1101 code for a protein of 366 amino acids. Gene Ontology annotation, molecular function: orotidine-5'-phosphate decarboxylase activity. Lineage: Eukaryota; Fungi; Ascomycota; Sordariomycetes; Hypocreales; Nectriaceae. Gene Ontology annotation, biological process: 'de novo' UMP biosynthetic process; 'de novo' pyrimidine nucleobase biosynthetic process. Gene Ontology annotation, cellular component: cytosol.